AUGAUGAUCGUCGGUGAUACCUUCGGCUUUUAUCAAUUAGUGCUAAGAAAACAUGCAUGCAGGCUACGUUACAUCCUACAUCAAUUAAAUAGCGGUCAAUUGCCUUUGGAGGAUCUGAAACGAAACAUCGAAUAUGCAGCACUCGUGCUUGAAACCGCUUACAUGGAUGAGACCCGACGGAUAUGCGACGAAGACGAUGAUCUGGCUGAAGUCACCCCGGAAACUGUUCGCGAAUGGUUGACGGCUACGUUCACUCGACAAAAUGCCGGCAAAAAACGGGAAAAACCAAAGUUCAAAUCAGUGGCCAACGCCAUUCGAACUGGAAUCUUCUUUGAUAAGCUCUUCCGUAAGCAACAGAGCGUUCAGUGUCCAAUUCCACCGGAAAUCUCCGAGCAACUCAGGGUGAGCAUUACUUUUUUUGAGAAGUAG
Messenger RNA from Cooperia oncophora, 429 nucleotides. NCBI's taxonomy places the organism in Eukaryota, Metazoa, Nematoda, Chromadorea, Rhabditida, Trichostrongylidae. The record is from the annotation of a GenBank genome assembly.